Messenger RNA from Rhagoletis zephyria (snowberry fruit fly), 3087 nucleotides. RefSeq lists its product as uncharacterized. Lineage: Eukaryota; Metazoa; Arthropoda; Insecta; Diptera; Tephritidae. The record is from RefSeq and is a predicted model, not a curated record.
CAUCAAGAGGCAUUUGCAAAUAUUUAUGGCCGCAUGCAGUUCCUGAAAUGGAAAAACAGUCAACUCAGAACAAUCAGUUGCCAGCGAAUGUCCCACCGAUAAGACAAAACGAAGUUCCACCAAAACGUAAGUUAGACGAGCAAGAGCUUGAUACUGGCACUAUUAUUACGUUAAAAUAUAUGUACAUAUAUGUUCUUGUUCAAUUCAUAAUAGAGCCGAACGAAUGUCCUUGCGCCACAAAAAAGCCACGGUAUGCAGAGCCGCGUUAUAUUUCGGAAAUCAGUACCCCACAUCUAGCAACGUCAAGACAUGCCAGUCGAAUACUUAAAUUUGUAAAGAACUCAUUUAAUAAGAAAACAAAGCUAAUAAAAGCUUUUCAAGAUAAGGCGCGAUAUCUACGCAAGCGUGUGACAAAAUUUGAGGAAUUAAUGCUACACUUACCCCAAAAAGACUUGGUUAACGCCGAUGCGGCUGAAAUGAUGGAGCUCAUCCCGGAAAAUAUCAAGAAAAUGAUAUCUCGCAAGUUAACUGGUUCAAAAUUUUAUGUAAAUGAAAUAAGUUUUGCCUUAACCCUACAUUUUUACUCUCCAAAGCUUACAAAUAUGUACGACAGACAUGGAAAAACUUGUUGCCAAAUGUUUCUACUAUAAGGAAGUGGUACCAGAAAAUUGAUGGCAGUCCCGGUUUUACACAGCAAACCCUUGAUGCUAUUGAUCUCCGAUCAAAUGUUUAAAAAAAGUCAUAGUAAAUUUAGUUAGCAACACGAGAACAAAAAAUUUAUGAUCGUCAUAGUUUUCAAGGUGUAGUAGACUUAGGAACAUUCAAUUUUAAUAUCGAAAGUGAUAGAUCUCAAAUUGCAAAUAGCGCUUUAGUUUUGAUGGCAGUCUCUUUGAACGACCACUGGAAAAUACCGAUAGGAUAUUUUUUAAUAAUAUCUCUAAGAGCAGAAGAACGUGCCAGCAUUAUAACUGAAGCACUUCAUGCUCUAAAGAACUGUGGCGCUAUUGUUUAUUAAUAACUUUCGAUGGUGCGGCCACAAAUAUAGCAAUGUGCAAGUGUUUAGGUGCAAAUUUAAUGUAUGGCCCAAGCUUCAAACAAUUUUUCACAAAUCCCGCUACAAACGACCACUGUUAUAUUUUUUACGACUUUUGUCAUAUGAUUAAACUGGUUAGAAACUGCCUAUGCGAUAAACAAAUAUUAAAGUCAAGGGACGACCAAAUUAUUAACUGGAAAUAUUUUCAAUUGUUGCACGAAAUUCAAGUGAAAGAAGGACUUCGUACAGCAAACAAAAUUACUAAAAGUCAUGUGUAUUUUAAAAAUAGCAUAAUGAGUGUAAAAUUGGCAAUGCAAUUACUAAGCAAAAGUGUGUCAGAAUCGUUAGUAUUUUUGGAAAAGGUAAUACCGGACGGACAAAUUAAAAGUAAAUUUAAAGAUAGUGCGGCAACUGCCGAAUUUUGCUUGUUUUUUAAUAACUUGGGUGAUAUUCUGAAUUCCAAAAACAGAUUUUCAAAAUACGAGUUUAGAGCUCCUUUGACGAACAAUACUUAUGACCGGCUGAAAUGUCACGCUCAAAGUUUUGAACAAUAUAUUGCAGGUCUAAGGGACUUAAAUAAUAUACCAAUUUUGGAAACGGGUAGGAAAACCGGAUUUAUUGGCAUGAUAAUUUGCAUUCGCAACAUAUUCCCUUUAUAUAAUAAAUUAAAACAAUGUGGGUUGUCUUACCUUUUAAGUUAUAAGCUUUCUCAGGAUUUUCUUGAAACAUUUUUUAGUGCUAUUCGAGCAAGAGGUGGAUUCAAUAAUAAUCCUAAUGCCAUACAAUUCAAAAGUGCAUACAGACGCCUUUUGGUUAGACAUGAAUUGAAAGAGUUCCAAUUGUACAUUUGAUGGAAUACCAAUACUUCAAGCGUCUUCCAGUUCAAAAAAGCAGGUUGAAGGUAAAUACGACCUUCAGCAUACAUGCAAUUACAUUAAUGGGUUGUGGGGACUGUCUGUUUUCGUCGAUAAUGUCGUUCGCUACAUAGCGGGAUUUGUCGUUUGGAAAGUUAGAUCAAGUAUUAAUUGCAAUAUUUGUAAGGAACAAUUGCUAGGAGAAGAAAUGCCAACAUUAUUAAAAAUAAAAAAUAAGGGUUCUUAUCUGACACCAUCAAAGGAUGUGUGCGAUAUAUGCUUAAUAUGUGAGAGUGUUAUCAGACAGCAAGCAGCGAACAUGUAUCGUAAAAAUAUAAAGAAAUUUCUUGUGGCUAUAGUUUUUCGCAGUUUAAAACAUCCGUUCGUAAAUAAAUUAAUGAAUGAUCAUGUACAAAUAGAAAACUUUUUCUGUAACGAUGUACUCAACGACCAUCGGAUUACUCUUUGCAAAUCUAUUAUUUCUUUCUACAUCGAUUCACGACUAUUUUACGAAAGUACUAAACAAACUGAAGGAAAAGCAUAUAUUCGAAAAAAAUUUACAAAGCUUAUAUUAUUUGCAAAUCAAUAAGGCAAUAUUUAUGUUACGCAGACGCUAUUUAUAGAAUACGCAUAUUUGUUACAUAGUCACUUUAGAUAUAACUGCUACAAUUGUAUUAUUUGUUUAAAAUUUUGUUGAUCCAAAAAAUGAAUUUUAAAAAUAAAUGUGUUAUGUGCAUAUAUGUAUGUAUGUACAUUUAUAAUAAAUCGUUAUGCUGGCAAAAAUUGUUUUUUUUACAUAUUUUAUCGAUCAUUUAUUAGAGCCUAAAUCAUAGUUUGGAAUCAUGGUGGCGUUCUGUCGUCAGGUAACACCGUAUAAAAAGUAAAAAAUUCGGGCAAUUAACAAAAUGACGAAAGACAGUUACAUACUGGACCAUUAGAAAUAAUAUUUAUUUUUCUAUUCACAAAGUUGUUUAACUUUUUUUAAACUACACCUUGGCCGUUUUUAAAUUACUAUAAAUUAAAUCCGCCACUGGAGUGAUUUGACAGUUGUUCGAAUUUUUUUCGUUCAUAAAUAUACACGUAUACAAUACAUAUACAAAAAUGGUACUAGACUGUAUCGUUCUGAUUUCGGAAUUUUUACACAUUGAGAGGAUAGCUUACUGCCAAUAUAGAAGUAUUACAUAUAUGAUUAGAGUACAC